This is a messenger RNA of Magnolia sinica, 651 nucleotides long. RefSeq lists its product as uncharacterized. The transcript has a single exon. The record is from RefSeq and is a predicted model, not a curated record. The coding region runs from base 1 to 651 and encodes 216 amino acids. NCBI's taxonomy places the organism in Eukaryota, Viridiplantae, Streptophyta, Magnoliopsida, Magnoliales, Magnoliaceae.
AUGGAGGCUUAUCGUUCAUGGAUGCAAAUCCAGACAGCGACGGACGCGAUGAUGUGCAGAGGAUUUUCAAUCACACUCACAGGAUCCGCUUGGUGUUGGUACCACCAGCUCAAACCCAACUCUAUUGGAUCCUUCGUAGAGCUUAGCCGAUCAUUUCUUACCCAAUUCAUAAGCGGUAAGAAGAGUCGGAAACCAAACACCCAUCUGUUCACUAUCAAACAAGAGCUAAAGGAAUCAUUGAAAGACUACAUCGCUCGUUUCAAUGAAAAAGCAUUACAGGUGGAGGGCUAUGACGACAAGAUGAUGCUCUCUGCGAUGUUCAGUGGUCUAAAAGAGAAAAAGUUUGCAUUCUCCAUCGGGAAGAAUCCUCCGAAGACAUUAGCCGAGCUCAUCACUAAAGCUCAAAAGUACACUAACGAUAACGAAUUCUCCAACGCCCGUAAGAAUGUUCAAGUAACAGAGCCGACUGGCAAAGAGAAGAGGCCAAGAAACGAAGAACCUCAGAUGCCCAGCAAAGGGCCAGAUGACCGCGCUCCCCACGACCGUCAUCUAAGAAGGAAAUCAGAGGGUAAAUUCCAUUCUUACACCCCUCUCAACACAUCCACCGAGCAUAUUUUACUGGACAUCCGAGGGCAUAAGCUUCUGAAUUGA